This is a messenger RNA of Drosophila biarmipes, 1156 nucleotides long. RefSeq lists its product as uncharacterized. The record is from RefSeq and is a predicted model, not a curated record. The coding region runs from base 71 to 1081 and encodes 336 amino acids. NCBI's taxonomy places the organism in Eukaryota, Metazoa, Arthropoda, Insecta, Diptera, Drosophilidae. The transcript has a single exon.
CCCCAUAGUAGUCUGCUCUCCAAAUGGCACAACAGCUUGUUAUUCAUAUAUGUAUACAAUUCCAUGAAACAUGGCCAAAAGGUUCUCGUUGACGGAAGAAAAGCUAAACGAUCUUUUCGUGGAGGAGGUAGCCAGUGUGGUGAAACUGGUGGGUCGGUUGCCCGCCAAAGAUCAGAUUGCCCCCAUCUGCACAAGAUGGCUCAACAUUUUCCAGCAGUCUACGCCGAGAGAAAGAUUUUCCCGAAACUAUAUGCUUUUGCUCCUCCACAAGCAACUGAACGAGCAGAAAACUUUGGCCUAUCCAUUCACGCAUUCCAAGACUUCUCAGAUGGAUUUGCCCACUAUCCACCAGAUGAGCCUAAAAAUGGAUAACAAAGCGGAGCAUCAAAGUGGCGCAAUUGGUGACGAGUGCAAAUCUAGCGAAAGCUUGGAUGAGGAGGAAUUGUCCUCCUUCAGUUCCUGCGAGAAUCUAGAGCAGGCCAACCUUAGGUUGGUUGACGAAAAUACAGAAUUGUCCAAGGAGUUGCAGGAGCUGCAGAGUACGUUUGAAAAACUGCAGGUGAAGCGGGAUAAGAGCGAGAAAGCCAUUCAAAUGCAUUGUGAACAGAUUCACAUGCUCGACAAGGAGAAUCGCUACUUGAAGCGAAUCUUCGCCUGCUCUUCGAUCUACGCUCUAAAGCAACUUUGCACCGGACAGGAUCCGGGCCUGUUCUUCGACACCCUGUACAAUGUUCUCUGCGAAGAGGAAUCAGACUAUCAGCAGGUUAAGCACUUUAACGAGCACUUUAAGGCCCUGCUGAAUGCCCACAUGGAGCACUUCCAGCGGCAGCAGCGCGCUCCUUUGUUGGAGCAGGUUAACAAAAGGUACGACAAGCUGCGAUCAAAGGUGAGCAGGAGGUACAAAAAUGUUAUGGCCAUGAAACUGGAUGCCCAGGGCCAGGAGCUGACCCUCAGUGCCAUGCGGUAUUUGACUGUUUUGAGAAGACUAUUCCUCGAGACCUUUGAGGGCAAAGCUAGCACCAAGAAGGCCGUCGUUAAGUUGCUCGAGCAGAGCUACGAUCAAAUGAGCGAGAUGUUGUAGGGAAGGAGCAGCUCACCUGGGAAUCAGCCGCUCGCACUGCAGCAUGUGCUCCAAAUUGAGAAUUUGAUCUGCAAU